AUGGGAACUAGGUCCUCUUGCACAUUGCACGUGACAUCUAAUUUUGGAAGAAAGCAGCAGGGGACUGAUCGAGAAGAUAGCAAUGUUACAAGUGGUGGAGAAAGUUGGCAAGUGCCAACAGGACGCAGAGAUGGUCGCAUCUCAAAGGCUUCGGAUGUGGAUUUGCCUCCCCCAACUGAGCCUGUUCAUACCCACAAACACAAGUUUGCAGCAAAAGGCCUCAACACUCUUGACCUUGUCACCCUUGCAGGUGGACAUAGCAUUGGUACAGCAUCAUGUCAAGCUUUCAGCAACCGACUGUACAACUUCAAUGGAAAUGGUCCUGACCCUUCCAUCGACCCUUCAUUUCUUUCCAAACUACAAGCACAGUGCCCACAAAGCAGUGGAGCAAAUAGAGUGGCUCUAGAUGAUGGUAGCCAAAACAAAUUUGAUACAUCUUAUUACCAUAAUCUAAGGAAGGGCAGAGGAAUCCUUCAGUCUGAUCAGGCACUGUGGACUGAUGAUUCAACAAAGACCAUUGUGGAGAGGUACUUAGGCAUAAAAGGUUUAGCUGGAUUAACAUUCAGUCUCCAAUUUGGAAAAUCUAUGGUCAAGUUGAGCAACAUUGAGGUCAAGACUGGGACCGAUGGUGAAAUUCGCAAGAAAUGUUCUGCUUUCAAUUAG
This is a messenger RNA of Abrus precatorius (Indian licorice), 663 nucleotides long. RefSeq names its product cationic peroxidase 2-like. Gene Ontology annotation, biological process: response to oxidative stress. The transcript has 3 exons. Gene Ontology annotation, cellular component: plant-type cell wall; plasmodesma. The record is from RefSeq and is a predicted model, not a curated record. Gene Ontology annotation, molecular function: peroxidase activity; heme binding. The coding region runs from base 1 to 663 and encodes 220 amino acids. Lineage: Eukaryota; Viridiplantae; Streptophyta; Magnoliopsida; Fabales; Fabaceae.